AUGGCUCGUGCACGUGCGAUUGAUACGCGCCUGGAGAAGUUGCUUCCCUCCCUUGAGGAGUACUUCACAAGCGGGUUUCUUACGCGCGAGGAGACGCAGGAGGUUGCGCGGCAGCGGGCACACUGGGAGUACCGUCUUGUCGCAAAACCUCUGCUUCUGUUGGACGUGCAGAAUGCCGUGGUGUAUGAGCUGGGGCUGGAGAGGCGGAUACAGGAGUACUGCAGGACAACGAAGCUGGUGCUACGGCAUCGCUGGGCCGUGCUGGAGCGCAUUGAGACCAUCUACCGCAUUGGCAUCAAACACAUCAAGGAUAGGGAGGAGUCAGAACUGCUGCGCAACGAGUUUGUUCAAUUCCUAAAGGCGCACAAUCGUCACUCCAGUCUUUCGGCGCUCUACGGCGAGCUCAUGGUGCGCUACCCGACCCGCAGCUCUCUUUGGGUGGAGGCCGCCCUUUACGAAGGGAUCGAGAUGGGUAACACCGACAACGGGCGUGCCAUUGUGCAGCAGGCCAUCCUCACCGCUGGCACGCAGCCGGAGGUGUGGGACGCUGCACUACUCCUGGAACUUCACUUUGCCGAUCGCCUACUGCGGGGCCUGGUGGAGGAGGGCGCGAACAAGGCGCCACACGCCUCCGAACACGACAUUGUGGAGGAGUUGCGGGCCGAGAACGCGGCUCUGGCCAAUGUGGUUGUGGACCUGGCCUUGGUGCGGGCUGUCGUGGGGGAGGCCCUUGAAAGUCCGGCUUGUGGUCCAAGGUUAGUGCGGCUUCUGCUGGAGAGCGCUAUGCGGUUUAGUUUUACCAAGUCGGUCGUGCAGGAGCUGAUGGCGUCCGCCGCGUCAAAAAUGAUCUCCACACUAACAUCUGGCGAUGCGUCCACCGGCAAUGCCUCGCACCACUGGAGCGAAGCAGGGCUUUCCCGCUUUGUGCUGGACUUCUUGAGUAUUGAUGUGCUCAUGCUUGACCAUGGCGUCACGGGGGAUGCCGCAUUAUUCCUGCGCUCCGGGGGUCGGCUUCGGGCCUCCACGCCUGCCGAACGCACGGCAGCCCUUGUGAAGGCGUUCACCGCGGCUCUGACGCUCGCGCAAACCGAGGGAAUGUCCUCGUUUUUGAUUUUGGGACGACUGCGGGAGACAGCGAUUGCCGAGCUGAAACCGCUGCUGGAGGCGUUGCAGAAGUUAACUUCAUUGAGCGGUGUCUCCACCGUGUGCCGUCGUCUUAUUUCUGAACAGCACCUUGCUGUAGAGGAGGCGGUGCAGUGUUUGGGCGGGCCAACGGACGCAGCUAUGCUGCAGCGGUUGGCAAAUGGUGCAGCUGAACGGGUCCAGGCAGUUCUGCAGGGGCUUCAAGAGGCACCCGCAAGUGUUAAAAAAGUCAAACAUGAGGAAACAAGCACAAGGAAGAGAAUGUGGCGGCUAUUGCCUUUUCUGUUGCCUGCUGAUCGAAAGGCAGUGGGGACGGCUGUUCCGCGGUCCACGACACGUUGCGCUACUGAGGAUGACGUUGAGCAGUUGGUUUUUUCGCAGGGCGAUGGGAAGGAUGACGCCGCGCUGGAGCACGCCCUGACGUUAUUUUUGCGGGAGUUUCACCUUAUAGGACAUGAUGAGGGAAUUGAGGGCAUCCAUCAGCUGCGGUUCGUGAUGGCAACGACUCCCAUCGUCCUAUGGAAGGUGUUCCACCUCCUGGAACUGCGCUGCAAACCGAAAGGGGCAUCUGCUCGUGGGCCGUCGUCCGUGAGCCGUGACAGUGACAGUGACAGUGACAGCGACAACGACGGCGACGGCGUUGGGCAGAGGAAUCAGGGAAGAACGACCGUGGACGAUACAAGUUACGCGUCGGCAGGUCUAAAGUUUCUUGCCAGUGUGCCGCAGGGCCUUCUGGAUCCCCGGGCGGAGGAAGAGCGGCUUGAGGGCUGUUGGGGUCUGAUGUCUGCUCGCGUGCAAACCUUGACUGGGAUGCGGGGUAGUACGACCCGCGCCGAUUUCAUUGGCUGUCUGCAGCGCAGCAGUAGCGACGCCUGGGUGGAGAGUUUGCGCUCUUUGCUUCGCGUGGCUUGCCUGUGCGAACCGAUUCCACGUCGGGCGCACGUUGAGAUCGCCAUCCCGUUUCUCGAGGCUGUGGCGCUGGAGAGAGGCGGAAAAGACAGCAAUGCCGUGCAGGAGGCGCGAGGUGCCCACGAGCGUCUUUUAGGAAUGUACGCGCUGUCGAAGCACCCGAGCAGUUUUCCACCGCUCGUGCAGCAGUUACCGCGGCGGGAAGGGACGAGCUGCAGACUUGCACCGGCGGAGAUGAAUGCCGUCGAUUGGGCCAGACUCGUGGUUUUUGAGCGCGACGUGGCGAAGGAUUUGCGGCGCGCGAAGGAGGCAGCGGCGCGGGCGCGGCGACUGUCGUUGGCGCCACAGCGGCUUUUGUCGCUCCUCAACGCCUAUUAA
This is a messenger RNA of Trypanosoma rangeli, 2430 nucleotides long. RefSeq lists its product as uncharacterized. The transcript has a single exon. The coding region runs from base 1 to 2430 and encodes 809 amino acids. Gene Ontology annotation, biological process: maturation of SSU-rRNA from tricistronic rRNA transcript (SSU-rRNA, 5.8S rRNA, LSU-rRNA). Gene Ontology annotation, molecular function: snoRNA binding; protein binding. The record is from RefSeq and is a predicted model, not a curated record. Gene Ontology annotation, cellular component: small-subunit processome; Pwp2p-containing subcomplex of 90S preribosome. Lineage: Eukaryota; Euglenozoa; Kinetoplastea; Trypanosomatida; Trypanosomatidae.